AUGUCUACCUCUGCCCCUCGUAAGGCUCUCAACCUCUCAAAUAUCAAUCCCCACGUCAAAAAGGCCGAAUAUGCCGUGCGUGGAGCAAUCCCCAUCAAAUCAGAAGAAUACCGGAAACUACUUGCUGCUGCUGGUACCGUCUCUGCCUCAGGCAGUGAUUCCGCUACCCCAAACCACAAUCUUCCAUUCAAUAACGUUAUUUCUGCAAACAUCGGAAACCCGCAGCAGCUAGGCCAGAAGCCCCUUACAUUCAUCAGGCAGGUUCUGAGUAUCCUCGAGUACCCCGCUCUAUUGGAGCAUGAAGGUCUGUUUCCGAAAGACGUUAGAGAGAGGGCAAAAUGGCUUUUGGAGCAAGUGGGGAGUGUGGGUGCAUACUCUCAGAGCCAAGGUUGUUUCGGUCUCAGAAAGAGCGUUGCAAGGUUUAUCGAAGAACGUGAUGGCCAUCCGGCCGACCCAGAUGACAUUUUCCUCACCGCCGGCGCAUCAUCCGGCGUUUCUACACUUCUACAUACCAUUUGUGCCUCUAAAGAAACCGGCGUUCUGAUCCCCAUUCCGCAAUAUCCUCUCUACACUGCUACACUUGCACUCGUCGACGCUACCCCAGUUCCAUACUACCUGGAUGAACCUUUGUCCUGGGCUACCAAUGUGCCGGCCAUUCGUGAAGAAAUUACCAAGGCAAGAGCUGCUGGUACUGAAUUGCGCUCCAUCGUUGUCAUCAAUCCCGGUAACCCAACCGGAGCCACUCUGACAGAGCAAAACAUUGCCGAUGUUAUCUCUCUUGCUGCUGAAGAACAUCUUGUCAUCAUGGCCGACGAGGUUUACCAGACAAAUGUUUAUCAGGGCGAGUUUCACUCUUUUAAGAAGGUAUUAAGGAACCUCCAAAAGGAGAGUCCUGGAAAGUAUGAUCAUGUGGAACUAGUAAGCUUCCACUCAGUUUCAAAGGGUAUGAUCGGCGAGUGCGGACACCGUGCAGGAUACUUUGAACUGGUAGGGUUCGAUAAGGAGGUACAGGCACAAAUCUACAAACUUGUUUCUAUCACACUGUGCCCCCCAGUCAUUGGCCAAUGUUUAGUCGAACUUAUGGUCAACCCACCAAAGAAAGGCAGUGAGUCUUAUGAUUUGUAUGACAAGGAAUAUAAUGUCAUUUUUGGAGACCUUAGAGAGCGCUCCCAAGCUCUUCAUAAGGCAUUUGGCAAGAUGCGUGGUGUCUCAUGCCAAGAUCCUCUUGGUUCUAUGUACCUCUUUCCCACCAUCACAAUACCACCAAAGGCCAUCGAGGCUGCCAAAAAGCAAGGCCAGAAGCCGGAUGAGUUCUAUUGUAUGAAACUACUUGACGCUACUGGUAUCUGCACUGUUCCGGGAUCGGGCUUCGGGCAGAAAGAAGGGACAUGGCAUUUCAGAACAACUUUCUUGGCACCUGGGACCGAGUGGGUGGAGAAAUUGGAGAAAUUUCACGAAGCUUUUAUGACGGAGUAUGAGGGUUAA
Morchella sextelata is the source of this 1485-nucleotide messenger RNA. RefSeq lists its product as uncharacterized. The transcript is spliced from 3 exons. NCBI's taxonomy places the organism in Eukaryota, Fungi, Ascomycota, Pezizomycetes, Pezizales, Morchellaceae. The record is from RefSeq and is a predicted model, not a curated record. The coding region runs from base 1 to 1485 and encodes 494 amino acids. Gene Ontology annotation, biological process: biosynthetic process. Gene Ontology annotation, molecular function: L-alanine:2-oxoglutarate transaminase activity; pyridoxal phosphate binding.